Messenger RNA from Exophiala viscosa, 438 nucleotides. Its product is annotated as RalA-binding protein 1. The coding region runs from base 1 to 438 and encodes 145 amino acids. Lineage: Eukaryota; Fungi; Ascomycota; Eurotiomycetes; Chaetothyriales; Herpotrichiellaceae. The transcript has 2 exons. The record is from RefSeq and is a predicted model, not a curated record.
AUGUCGUGGUUCCAGAAAACGUUUACCCUCCCCUCAAAGUCUCGAGGCUCAUACCUUGUCACCGACCACGUCGUAUCAUCGGUGCCUGAGAUCAAGGACUACAAAGUCGGCCUUCUCAACCUCUUCAUCCAACAUACGUCAUGCGCAAUCUCUCUGAAUGAGAAUUGGGACACUGAUGUGAGGGAAGACAUGAGCGACGCCUUAGACAGACUAGCUCCGGAAGACAGGAAGGGAAACUUGUACAGACACUCUGCAGAAGGACUGGAUGAUAUGCCCGCACACAUCAAGUCAGCGCUCGUGGGCGCCAGUGUGACGAUUCCCAUUACCGACGGUGCGUUGAACACCGGCACAUGGCAAGGAAUCUGGUAUCUGGAGUUUCGCGCCUCCAAACAUUCAAGAAAAGUGGUAGCGACAAUCCAAGGAGAGAAGCGAUGGUGA